Molecule: messenger RNA, 2922 nt
Organism: Podarcis muralis (Common wall lizard)
Lineage: Eukaryota; Metazoa; Chordata; Lepidosauria; Squamata; Lacertidae
Gene: HIRIP3
Product: HIRA interacting protein 3
Cellular component (GO): nucleus
Source: RefSeq, a predicted model, not a curated record
CGGUUGCUGGUGCUGCGGUCGCUGUUACUCGGGACUACACUUCCCAGUAGGCCUUGCGGGGAGAAGGACCGCUUCAGCUCGGAGGACUUCGCUGGCGGGAAAGGAUGGCAGCGGAUCCCGCAGAGCUGCAGAGGAUGGAAGCCUUCGUCAGGGCUCUUUUCCAGGAAAAGCCCGACCUCAGCACCCUCACGAAUGCUAUAAUCCGGAAGAAAUAUCUCCUCCAUGCCGGGCGGGAGAGUAUGGCUGAAGAGCAAAAGGAGCAACUCAGGCAGCUGGUGGAAGUAGAGUUGAACCGGAUGGAGGAGGAGGCUUCCGUGAAUGCCGUAGAGUUCAUGGCAAAAUUCAAGACUCACAUCAACUCCAUGAUCCAGAAGCGACCUCGCUGCAACUCUGAUACCCCUGGCGAGGAGUUAGAAAUCCAAGAGCUCAAGAAGCAGCGAACUGGAAGCAUACCAGAAGUCAGUUCUGAUGAUAAAGAUUCUGGGAUUGAUUCCAAGAAGAUACCUAAGCAUGUUGGAGCUGGGAAAUCUUCUAGCUGCUCCGACCAACAAGAUUAUGGAGCAGAAGGGCAGGCUGGCGGAUCUGAGAGUGAAGGGCAAAGUGCAAAGAAGAGAAGGAGGGAACGACCCCAGAGGGGGAAAGGUAGCAGGAGACAGAGAGAACGAUCAGGGAGUGAGUCGAAGGAGGCAACAGAAGAGGAACAGAGUGACCUUGAAGAGAUCAGAAAACAUAAGGCAGCAAAAGGCCAAAUAAUCGAAUCAGAGAGUGACUCUGAACAAGAGCUGAGCAACUACAAGACCCAGAAAAAGAAAGGGUUUGGCAAAGAACAGAAGCUGACUGAGACAGUGGGCAAAGGAAAGAACAGGAAUAUGGAUGAGCAAAGGAGAAAAAUGGAAGAAGAGUCAGAAGAGGACAUGGAGCUGCCCAAGGCACGAAAAAUGUGCAAGGGGGGAAGAAUUGAUGGAAGCGAGAGUGAAGAGGAGAUGAAGGGCAGUGGCGGCAAAAAGGCUCAGAACAGGCCAAGACGAAGAUGUUUGAAGGCUCAAGAGGAGAGUGAGAGUGAGGAUGAAUCAGAGAGCGAUUCAGAGGAUGAGCAGCCCAGCAGGCAAAACAAGAUGAGGAGAAAUAGUAAACGAAGCAGGGAAAGUGUGAGGGCAGAGGAGCUGGAGAGGGAUUCAGACAGUGACGGAGACAAAAGUUGGGCGAAGAAGGAAAUGCACAAGGCAGCUAGGAGGGCAAGUGAGAAAUGGAGCCAUAACUCAGAGAGCGAUUCUGAAGACGGUGGGGAGUUCAAGAGGCAGGCCAGCAAAGGAAUAAAAACGACGCAGAAGAGGAAGGAACUGGAGGAGAAAAAGCAGGGGAAGCAUAAGCCUCCCAAGCAAAGCACAAGCAGGGAAGAAUCGGAAAGCGAGAGAAAUGAGCGUAAGAGCUCAGAGCGAAAAAGAAAAGGGACCAAGGAGCCCAGCAGUAGCGAAGAUGAACCGUGCAGUGAGGCAGAGGAGAGGGAAAGGGGCAAAAGCAAAUCCAAGAUGUCUGGGAGCAGUGAGGAAUCAGAGGAUGGGUCAGAAGAGCAGGAAAGUGGAAAGCGGAGAAAGAAAAGAGAGCUUAAAAAGAAGGGCAAGAGUGUGUCUGGGAGUGAAUAUAGCUCAGAGGAAGAGUCGCUGAGAAAGAAAGGAGAGAAGUCCCAGGGAAAGCAUACCAUCGCUGAAAAAGAUCUGGAGACGGAUUCAGAGGACAGUGGAAGUGAAUUGGUGGGAAGGGAAAAAGGCCUGCAGAAGACUGGGAUGCAGAAGCCCCAAAGGAGGAGGGAAGCGAGUUCAAGCUCAGGAGAUGAAGAUGACCCCCGUUCUUCCAAACGCAAAGGAAAGGACAAAGAGCAUCACUCCAGGAAGAAUGAGGAGCACUCUUCAAUCCGACGCCUGAAACGCUACAUCCGGGAGUGCGGGGCCCAUCGGAAUUACAAGAAGCUGCUUAGCGGUUGCCACUCCCGCAAAGCUCAGCUGAAGGUGCUCAAAGAGGAGCUGGAAAACCUCGGCCUGAAGGGGGCACCAUCUCUGGCCAAGUGCAAGGCCUUGAAGAAGAAGCGGGAAGUGGCCGCCGAAAUUGCUUCGCUCGAUCUCUGCAACAUCAUCGCCACACAAGGCCGCCCAAGGCGUAGAAACGUCUGGAGUCUCUACAGCAAGCCUAAGCAGCUCAGCUCCCCAGAGGAUUCACCCGUCCACAGUCCUAUUAGGGACUGGUCCCACCUUAAAGGUGUCAUCAGUUCAGAUGGGGAAAGCAAUUGACUCCAGGGCUGGAGGGAAGCGUAGGCAUUCGUGGGUUGCUUGUUGCCCUAAUUUUGAAGGAAAACGCAACUUGGUCUGACCCUGACAACCAAGAGAGGGCUUCAUGAUGUUUUUGGCCCAUUUUACCCCACUCGACAUGCAUGGCAAAACAAAGAUAAUGUUAAUAUUUUUGUUGCCGUUUCCCCAUCACCAGCAUGAAAGGUGGGACACAAAUGUCUCUGCUGAGGGCAAAGGUUCAUCCCUUCCCAAAAUAUGUACUCCUAAGGGAGAUGGGUAGAAAGAGACAGCACCAGUUCCUUCAAACAGCUGUAUUAUAGUUGAGGUAUGGCCACCUUCCCCUAUGACCCUUCUUUCCAAGAGUAAAUAAGAAUCCUAAACAAGAACACAUGCAAGAGUAUAUUGCAAAGGAGGGGAUGUGGAGCUUCAUUUCCCGUAUGGUCUGGUACAUCUUUUCAUAUUUUGUGGCAUUUCUCUUCGCUCUGGGCGCCUCCUAAAUGAGAACGAAAUUGAUUCACUUGGUUGGAGGACACAUGUUGCUUUGCAACGUGGACCACAUUUGAUUAUGGAUGUUGUUCUGGAAAUUUUACAGCUAAAAUGUUUUAUAUUUGUUAAUAAAUGUUGGACUUUCUAAGUGAGA